UCAAGAACUCGCAAACCCUGGUCAAACGACCUACUUGUGUGAGUAAGUAACGCGGUAGAGUGACAAGACCGAUUCUUGUGGACAUAAACGUACAAACAUGACGAGGAUACCCGUGCGGAGAAGCGCAUUAAUUGCGCUUCUCACGACAUCGUCCGGCAACAGCGGCGAAACUAGUUUCGUAUAUGAAUUGCAAAAAUGUCUGGGUCUGGAAGAUUGCAACUUGUCAUGGUAAAUCUGAAGGAGCAUGCAAAAAUCUGUGUUGCAUGAGUGCCAAAAGCUGUCCACUUUUGACCAAGUUGGAACGAAGUCUCUCAUGCAGAAUAGGCAUGGCAGAGACCUCGCAGAGUCUGUCAUGCUAAGUCCCGCAUUCCAGACCACAUGGGUCAUGGAAAAUCUGCAUGACAAGUCUACACCCUUGCAGACCCAGACACUUUUGCAUUUGAUAUCGUCUCGGCCGCGACAGGUGCAGCUACUAGGUCUGGCAGGUCCGCUCCAUCUUCGUCCUCUAGUACCGCGAAAGUAAAAAACACCGUCAAGAAAAGCACAGCUACAUCCUAUGGAUCGCAAAAGUAUCGUACUACAACUAGUGCGGGCUGGUAAGUGCAUUUCGAAAUUUUAUUUGCUCAGCAUGAAAAAUGAAAAUCCAAUGUGCAAUUUGUGCUUGUGGUGCUGAUUUUCAUUUACUUAGUUUUAGUCUGAGAGAUUGUCAUGCAUAAGUGCACUUGCUAGUGCAAGUGCUACAAGUGCGAUACUUUUGCACAGGAUACGCCCGCAGUAUCAACAUCAGCACUGGAGGCGAAGAGCAAGGCCGAGAAACUCGUGAAGUCGAAAACUACAAUGCACUUGGAGCUCUCCAGCGAGGACAACAAGCAGGAAAGCGGCACAAAGAACCAUGUUGUCGACGAAGGAGACGACGCUGAGGAGGAAGGAGAUUCGAAAACCGCCCUGACAUCGACGAAAUCGGCAACGACAGCAGGGAAAAAGACCCACGAGGAGGCGAAGGCAGAUCAUGCGCAAAAAACGAAGAAAAAGGCGGGCGGAAAGGCAGAGCUGAAGGCGGUCGCGGCAAGGCGGACGAAAGACAGCGGGUUUCAAAUGGGCGGCCUGGACUAUAACCACCCUUGGACGAAUCUUGGUUAUCCUGCGGACAAAAACUACAAGAGGGUGUUGGGUUUCGUGUACCAGGACGCCCAGUACAGCAACGAUUACGCUCUUCCAAGUACUACUUGCACUCUUCCUAUUGUGUUUUUCUUUUUGAUGAUUGUGAUUCUGGUUUCGCGAAAGGGAAAAAGGUACGUUCAAGUCAUAACAUACGAGGUCGUGUAGUAUGUUCUCUCACGUGCGUAUAAUUUGUGUGUGCUUGUUAUAUAAAAAUCCUGGGCUACACACUCACACAGCGGAGGCCUCGGAGGACUUCAUAAUGGCACCCCACAUGGUCACGGCUACUAUGAACACGAUCCGCGCCAACAACCAGGGUGACAACUUCGACGCGCUCAACCCCAUGUUCAUCCAGGAACAGAACGGGGAAAAUACAGCAGUGUCCAACGACGCGCUUCGAACAUCGACUAUCCUGACUGAUGCCAACCAGUGCAGAAAGCCCCAAGUGUGCGUUUUUGUGCGUGGGUUCGUUGCCACUAUGUCGUCCGCACAGAGACCACAAGCCAUAGCUGACUCCACCCUGGUGAACACGUUCGACCCGAUCGGCGCAAGUGGUGGAACCCCCGGCCGCGAAGAAAAGUGUUGCGAUAUAAGUUUAUUUGUAAUGACGUUUUUAUCUAGCAGAGUUAAUCAUCAUCAUGGUAGUACCGCAGACAAAGUGUAUUGUCGUUGAAUCAAUUGCGCCGAGGAAUAGAACAUCACUAGCAUUGAACGAGCAUUCGAGACACUGACUGGUAAAUACAACUAACACAGCGAUGCAUUGAAAAAUUCAGGUGGCCGUUUGCUGCGGCAGCACGGGUUGGAGCCGCAACGACAAGCCAGCCUGGUGUGAAACCGACAUGGACCGCCACUUUUAGAGCUGGACCUCUGCGACUGAAGAUGAUCCGAAUGUAUGCCUGCAAAUUUCUCGAAGCUGAUGCCACGGAGGUCGCCACACUCGAUGGUAUUGUUGAUGUAGUUCAGUACAAGCACACGGCACCGCCGCGAGAGCUGCUGGUGGGCCUUUUUCUUUUUGUUUCGUCAUCAUACAACUACAUGACUAGAACGUUGUAUGUAGCGGUUUGAGCGAGAGCGCAUCAGAUAUCGAGAUAUGUAAUUAUAUGUAGUGAGGUCACCGAACGGUUCUAACCGGGGAGUUUUUUUGCCACCCAGACAGCAAAACGACCGGCAGUUUUCAAGCGGGCGAGAGUGUUUUUUGACAAAAAAGAUUUUCAAUUAUCAAGCGGCCGGGGCGUUUGCGGCAAAAUAGCCCGGGCGGAUUCUAUCGAUUCCCGCGGGAUAAAACGACGCAGGGGAGCCGGCAAAAGGGGCGCCCUUCUGAGGCGUCCGGCGCACCUAUUUCCGUCGAUUUGGGGCGCCCAAAGAGGGACGCCGGAAAAAUGCGAAGACGGCCAAACCCAAAGCUUCGAAUCCGCAUGCUAUGGGGACCAUUUUUGGCCACUUUUCGAGGUCGCAAAGACGGCCACCAAAAUCGGGCAUUUGUAAUGCGGGGAGCAAUCCAAAAAGUGCGACUCUUCAACAAAAAAAAACAAAAAGCGGAAGGCCCGCCAAAAUCUUAAAGCCAAUCCGCAUGCUAUGAGCCCGAUUCUGGGGGCCCAUGGGGCCGGGCUUGGUGGAGGCCCUGGGGUGGCUAUAGCAUGCGGGAAAGCGUUGCGACUCAGUAGGCGGCAGGGGCGCGGUUUUUCAACAUAAAAACCCAAUGGACGCGAAUCCCGCCAAAAGCAGCAAGCCAGCCCGCAUGCUAUGGGUAUGGGCCCGAUUUGGGGGGGCCACAGGGCCGACCCUGGCGGAGGCCCUUUUGGGGCCAUAGCGUGCGAGGAAGUGUUUCUCCUCUAAAGGACCGGCGUCGUCCAGGCAAAAAAACCCCGCGCGCCCUCACUACCCCCGCCUCGGCGGCUAUAUUUGGUAAAGCACUUACUAAGACUAUACUAACCUCAUGAAUGUGUAUGUGAUCGCGAAGAUGAUUUGGCUGCAGACAGUAGAACGAUGCCUGUGUAUACUGUAGUUUCUCAGCUCAGAAAGCUGAUCUCGUCUUCUUUCAUUAUUCAAACGCUGCAGCUGCACCGCUAUCGUGCCACAUCUCCGAACAUACAGGUGCGACGGUGCGACUAUUGCUAGUAGACGACACGACAGAAGACAUUGCCACCCUCUCUACCAGUAGCGCAGAUGCAAAUAAAGUGCCACCGCAAGUGAUGGUCAAUGUGUUUCCGACGGCCAGCGACGACACCACUGCCAAGAGUCUGUCGGACGUCUACAAGCUCAAGAGCGGAGACACCCCAAAGUUGGUCAAAGCCAUCACGGUGGAAGGCGCGGAGGGCACCGGCUUGGCUAUUUGCGGGGUCGAGAUUCGUGUGAUGAGUACUUCCUUUCUUGAUGUCGGGCGGCGGGUUUUGCUUUAUUUGUCACGACAGUAAUUCACCGUUAGAAGUACAGGAACAGGUCAUCAUGAUUUAAACGUGAAAUGAGUGCUCUUUUCCUGUCAUGGUCAUGCAUCAUACUCGCAUACAUUAAGUACAAUGAAGAUUAUGAAAUGAAGUCUCGUAUGAACAUGAUCCCGCGUGCUGUCCUACUCUUCAGAUCAAAAAUGAACUGCAAGCAGAAGCACAAACGACACCACAGAACUCCCAAGGAGUGCCAAGAUGGACAUCACAAAAACCGAUAUUGCGAGCCCCCAAGACGUUGGGGGAGGGGCCGCGGAGCGUUACCAUGUGGAACAGUGUACCAACCAUGACAAGCAAACUACACACAUACAUAGUGCUUUGCUUCUUCAGCGUUAAGACAAACGUCGACUCUUUCCGCUUCGCAUUGUUUGCUUGCGGUCUUUAACCAGCACGCACUACUUCUCCGUCGAACAGCUUCACGUAAGAACCGUCACUUGCCAGUUUGUUUUCCUUCAUCUCGUCCCAAACCCAACAUCUUCAUCACACGAAAAUACAGAGAAAUAAGUGCUGCUGUCCUUGUCGUCUAUCGUGCACGCACCACACGGAUGCAAACGUACACUAUGUUGGUAUGAUAUGCGUUCGUUUCUUGGGAAUGGGUACACUUUUUCCUAUGGUAAAACGGUUGUGAUCGAGGCGAGCUUGACCAAAAUGAGGGAUCCAUCCACUGACGCAAGCGUUCCUUCGCCGCUUUGGUCCAUAUGCUGUGGAAAAGACGAAAGCCCGUCUGUGUGAUAACCACUGCGUUUGCAAAUACGAACGCGGGCAGUUGGCUAGCUUUCAAUUAUCCGUGCUCGCGACUUUUUUUUGAUGUGAUCAUGGAUGCUGUAGACACGAGUUGUAAGUACUUAAAAAAAAGAUACGAUUUUUUGCUGAUCAGAGAUGAUAUUGAAUAUUAUUGGUUAUCACACUUACGACAACUUUGCGAUGCAUGAAACAGAACCUAUAAUGCUACGUACGGAACCUACUACGUGAAUCCGUUUUCGUCAAUUUACACCCUGGGCAACAUCUACACUGAGGGAAUGGGGGACAAAUUUGUACAUUUUUUAUUUGAUUUUCAUUUGGAUGAAUAUUCUAUGACGAACAUGAGCAUUUAUUUCGACCGUGGAUGAAAUUGAAAAUUUGCAAAUGUACUAUCUUUAUGUACUAUCUUCCAUUUAUUUUUCUUGUCCAUGCAAGAUCAUUGAUUUAUCUCCACAUGAUCAAAAUCAUUGGUUUCAAGACGGAUUGGUAAUCAUUUUUAUUUUUCAUCACAGAAAUUGACGGACGCGAGUGGAAAUGCGUACGAGCUCGAAUACACCGGCGCGACUCACCCUUUGCAAUCUGUUGCAACACAACCUAUGUACAUCAGUGCCAAAACCAUCGAAAUGUUGGAUCCGAGUGGUAUGCAUUGCAAAAGUAUCGUACUACUGUAAAUUCCGUCACUAAUUUUGGCAAGAGGAAAAGUGAGAGUUGUCAUGUUGAUUGGAGCUUGCUUCGGGUUGGCUUGGGGUUGGGAGUACUAUAUGAGUGCAAUCUAUAUGAUUUGUAGAAACGACAACGAGUACUAUACUUUUGCCGGGGAUAAAUGGCGACGGCCUGCUAUUUGACGUCGAGGUCAUCACCGACAACCGCGCCUCAUGUAAUUCCACUACUCCGACCGCCGUUUGUGCCGGCCUCAGUACCGGCGGGCUGGUGAGCAAGGUGUUUUCCGCUUAUCCAUUGCAAAAGACUCGUACUAAUUGUAAUCAUGCACCAUGAAAUAUCCGGCGUCCUACUUGGAUCAUCUGAUUGACAAAUUCCAAUUUUCCUCUUGAGCAAAUUGAUCAAGAAAAUUGUACGAACUGUGAUGUUUUUGCAUUGCAUAAAGCUAACGCGGCCAAUAUCCCGUGCGCCUCGGCCUACGGAACGACCCAGCAGCCCGGAACGAGUCCCAACGUGUGCACCGCCCUGGACGCCGCCGUGUGCUGCGUGACACCGCAACUUUGCCGCACGAGUGGCGUCGCAGUCUUCAACGACACCAAGGCCACCGAGACUCUCGUGUACUCCCUCGUGAACGCCCAAACCGCAAUCAACGACCCUAACACAGUGGACGUAGUAAUGGACGGAACCUGUACGUUCGGGGGAUCCGACUGCACCCUGGCAGACGACCGCAGCACGUGCGUGCAGAACAAGCAGACGUGCUUGGAUGCCAAGACGGAGUGGGAAAACUGGGCGUCGGCAACGGGUAACGCAGUUACCGACCCCUGCGCCAUGAUCGACAGCACCUACGCGAUGUCGCAGGCAGCCGAGGCGAGUACCUGCAAGGGCGAAAAGUGCUUUCUCUAUCAGUAUGCAUGGCAAGAAGAGCAUCGUCCUUACCGUACAUAAUCUACACCAGCCGCGCAUGACUACAAACUCGCCCAAAAGCAGAAAUGGAUACAUGUGCGAUGCUGAUUCAGCUAUGAAUCCUAUUCCUGAUUUUGAGAGGCGAGCUGACCGGUUCCUGUCAUGCUCAUUCAGCGUGAUUGUUAUUGUAGCUGUUCUGCAAUAGAAACUUAUAACCACGGUUACGGGUGCGAUGCUCGUUAUUUUUUUGCAAAGGAUAGAAGGCGCGUGACGACCAUGCUGGGGAAGACCAGCAGCGACCUCGGAACCUACGUCCACACUUCGUACACAACUGACGAUGAUGACCUGAACACCUGUUGCGCGCAGAUGGGGGGCUCCACUGCGGAGGUGAAGCUUUCGCUCGGAGACACGGCCACCGACGCCGAUCUCAGCGCCUUCUGUACCGGGAUGCAGACCGAGCUGACCAAUAUCCUGUGCAAAAGUAUCGUACUCGUACUGAUUGCAGGCGUUACCAUGUAUCAAGACAAAUCUCUUUCGAACGGUAAAUAUUCAGCACUAUAAUUUCAACCUGAAGAUAACUGUAUCUCUAGAUGCAAAUGCAAUUACUUCUAAGUAUUACCACCAGUGCGAUACUUUUGCAACGCAUAGCUACGCAGGCACAGCAAGUCGACGCUGCCGCUCAGAUUCGCGUUACGGGUACGUUCGACGCCACCACGAUCACCGCCACGACUACGUUAGUCAUGAUGCUGCUGAACGCCGAGGAAACGGAAGUCCAGAAGCAUGCCAGCGACAAGAAACACAACAAGAAGACGGACAAAAAACAGAGUGCCGGAGGGGCCGCAACCAUCGACAUUACCGCCUUCAGCACGCAGGAAUCCGUGAUGACCACCGUCGUGGCCAACCCAGACAUCAUAAAACAAGUUGUGGCUACAUACGCGAUGUAAAAAUUAUGAUGCCCCUGCCCGAAAGCGAAAAUGAAAAAAAUCACUUAUCUGCAUCGAUCAGAACGUCCGUGCGUGAUUGAUCUCUACUGUGUUGAAGAAGUUGCGCAACUUACAAGCCAAGUUGCCGCAUGAUGUUGAGAACGCGCGACGUUGAUGUUCUUACAACCAAAUUACUUGUCACGCAGUACAUUCAAUGAGUCCCCCAACACGAAUUUGUGAUAGUUUGCGGCGGAGGUACUAUAUUUUCAUUCCAUAUUACCGCAGCGACAAACAUCACGGGCGUGCUAUCCUGUGCAAAACGAGAAUUAUCGUACCCGAACAUAAAAAGUGCACCAGUCUUGCAUUGUGACAGGUCUUCCUAAAGCAAAUCGAAAUCAGCGUUGCAAAUAAUUUUAUUUGUCGUGCAAGUGAUACUCGUACGAUUCUUAUUUUGCGAUGCAUACCUGACGGUCGACCCCACCACCAUCACAGUGGAAGAGACGCUGAACAGCUGCCAGGGGACCCAAGCUUCGGUAUCCUGAGUAAAAGGACUACACACAUCACUUGCACUCCACAGAUAGUCAAGAGCGGAACUCAGCACGACAAAUAAUCCAGAAGCAGAAGGUUUGUGAGAAACGCGGUGUACUAGCCGUGGUUCUGAAGCUGCGUCAACACAAAUCGGCUGUCUCGUGCUGAUUCGAGCAUAACAAAUUCCAAAGCACGAGUGUUGGAAAAUAACUUUUCUUGUGCUCUUAGGGCUGUAAAAUUAAGAGAAACACCCUGAGUCGACGUCUGCCGAUUUGUGUCACAAUUGUCAAGUCGUGGAGAGUAGGUUUUUACGCAGGAUAUGGGGACCAGACCAAAAACCCGAGCGAUCCUGCGGUGGUCCCGGCAAACCUGCAGGUGGCGCUGGAUCUCCUCUCCACGAUCGCGUUUGGGCCGGAUCGGACGAAGCUGAAGAAGGAGCUCUUAUCCCGUGCAAAAGUAACGUACUCGUAGUAAAUUGCAUUUAUGCAUUACAAAUCUUUUUCUCAAGGCAAAUCAGCAUUACAAAUUCCAUUUGUAAUGCUGAGGAAAUAUUUGUAAUGCGAUUUCUACUAGUAUGAUGCUUUUGCAGUUCAUAGCUCUUCUGCAUGGACAACAAGGUGCAGUACACCAUGAUCGACAACGCUAUGGGAGUGUCAGGAUUGAUGAAAUCGACAAAGUUGAAACAAUAACAACUUGUAAUGCAUAAAAUCGAUACCAAUUGGACCCACAGUUUCUAGUCGGUGCAUGACAAAUUUUGUCCCUACAGGAGGCCUGUUCUUUGUCAUGCUGUUUCUUUAGGGCGAAGGGGCUCCCCUCUGUGAUGCUAAUCAGCAGCCCAAUGCCCGACCAUUACCACCAGCACCACAAUCUGCCUCCCUUGCGUCCUCUGCAAUAGAGGCAGUUUCUGCAUUGCAUUUUAUGCAUGACAAACUAUUUUAUUUUCAACUUUGACGAUUUCGAUCCUGACGCUUCCAUAAACGCAAUCAAGGCCAUCAUGGGCCAGUUCUCUGCCAACGCCGACAUUUUGGCGACGACGGGCAUUGCGGCGCGCUGAAGGUGAAAUUAUAGCGGAGGGGAUUCAUGCUCAUCUUCGAGGGAGGUGAAGGUGGGAUGAAAAUUUUGCCAUCCUUGCUUAUCCAUCUAGCGUUAUGACUAUGAUAAAGACUUCAACUUCUAGAGCGCCGCCGAAGGAGAAGGGUCAUCGGCAUCAUCAAAUAUCCGUUUCAUCCGUUUUCUUUGCAAAGGUAUAGAUUUAGAUUUAGAUUCAGUUUGGUUGAGCAUCUUCGUCUUCCAUUGAUUUGUUUCCAAGAAAAAAGUAUGCGAGUUGACCGUUUCCUUUUACAUCUGCACAGAAACAGAAAGAAGACUGUGAAAUUAAAUAAUAUAUCAGACAGCACUACAACUUCGUAGGUUUCGAUUUUUUAGAACUUUCAUAUUAUAUUUCGAUUUUUUAGAACAGCAACAGUGACAGUAUCAAGAAACGAGGCCCAGCAUUUGUGAAUAUGAUAUUGAAGGAAGGCAGAAAACCGUUUCGAAUGAAACUUCCACUUACUAUCUCUGCUGGCAUCCUUCGUUUUUUUUUUUCGAAAAACGUAAGGCUGAGUAAGUUAUUUUAUUUUCAUCACUGGUACGUAGUACCGAGCAAUUCUUUUUAUACAAAUACAAAUGACCCAGGUGGAAGAUUGACACUGAUGAGGACAACUACAUCGCAUGGCAUCAUGACGGUUAUGAUGUACAAAAAGAAAAACCAAAAGUACCUGUACCUCCUGUGCAAAACGAAAUACACAUGACCAGCGCGAUGAGCUUCGGGCUCAAUCACUAUGAUGAUCACUUUGAUCAUGAUGCGGCAAGCAUGAAAGCUAGCAUGAAUGCCCAUGAAAUAAGUGUCUGCCAUUUUUUUUCCACUUUCGC
This is a messenger RNA of Amoebophrya sp. A120, 9265 nucleotides long. Lineage: Eukaryota; Dinophyceae; Syndiniales; Amoebophryaceae. The record is from the annotation of a GenBank genome assembly.